This is a messenger RNA of Colletes gigas, 1455 nucleotides long. RefSeq names its product peroxiredoxin-like (gene Tpx-3). Gene Ontology annotation, cellular component: cytosol. The record is from RefSeq and is a predicted model, not a curated record. Gene Ontology annotation, molecular function: thioredoxin peroxidase activity. The transcript has 4 exons. NCBI's taxonomy places the organism in Eukaryota, Metazoa, Arthropoda, Insecta, Hymenoptera, Colletidae. Gene Ontology annotation, biological process: hydrogen peroxide catabolic process; cell redox homeostasis; cellular response to stress. The coding region runs from base 653 to 1381 and encodes 242 amino acids.
AGCAUCCUCAUGAGAGGAUAAUUGUAAUACGUAUUUGUUAAAAAAUGAUUUAUCUGUAGUAAUUAAGUAAACAUGAAGAAAGCUGUAGUGAGUUUAACUAAAUCAGUGAUUUUCUUCGAUCGUCCUCCAUUGAGAUGCAUCAUUUGCAUGAAAAUGAUCUUAGGCGGAAAGAUGGCUUUCUUCCAAGAAUGGGAGUAGUGGGAAAAUUACCCCUUCAUGGCUUUGCGUUCGACGCAUGCGUAAGUCUCUAAGGGUUGAUUUACAUUGUCGGUCCGCUCCCAAACAUUUAAACUGUUUGUAUUUAUAUUGUAUGUAUGCAUAUCAUACCCAUGUUUGGUUUGAUAUUCCCAGUCGUGUCGAUACGUGAAAGAAACGAAGAAAGGAACUUGAGUCUGCAUUAAUACUAAGACCUCUACGGUACACCACGCCACGGUCUGUCGCGACGCUGAACGGUACUAUGUACUAAGUACUCCCCCACUUUCACUCCUAAUUGGAGGAGGAAUUCCGAGAAGGAUUUUUUGCCUUACAUGACUAUUUGCAACCGUUACUUACCGUUGAGCAAGGUGUUCUUGCAAUUUAUCGGUAUUGAAAGUCCCGUCUUUUUUAUAGAAAUAUUUUUGCACCGAUAUAGUCAGUAAUUUGUACAUUCACAAUGUUCCGAGUGUUAACGUCUUUGCAUCCUCAGGUUUGCAAAGCGGCCUUUACAGCAACAUCAUCUUUGAUGAAAGCUAAGAAUCCAGCAUUGAUAGAGAAUGCACGUAACAUUUGCAUUAGUUCUAAACUUCUCUGCUGUCGACCCACAAUUCAAAAACCUGCCCCUGAUUUUUCCGGGACCGCUGUGGUUCACUUAGACUUCAAAGAAAUAAAAUUAAGCGACUACAAAGGAAAAUAUGUUGUUCUUUUCUUUUAUCCCUUAGACUUCACAUUUGUAUGCCCCACCGAGUUGAUAGCAUUCAAUGAAAGAAUCUCAGAGUUCAACUCUCUGAAUACACAAGUGAUUGGAGUUUCUACAGAUUCCCAAUACAGCCACUUGGCAUGGAUCAAGCUGCCAAAAAAGGAGGGUGGACUGGGUGGUAGUUUGAAUUAUCCUCUCCUUAGCGAUUUUAAUAAAGAAAUAUCAAAGAAAUACGAGGUUCUCGUCGAGGACGCCGGAGUUGCAUUACGCGGACUUUUUAUCAUAGACAAAGAUGGAAUACUUAGACAAUUUAGCAUAAACGAUUUACCAGUGGGUAGAAGCGUGGAUGAAACCUUAAGGCUUCUCAAGGCUUUCCUGUUUGUCGAAAAACACGGGGAAGUAUGUCCUGCUAAUUGGCAGCCCGAAUCCAAGACCAUCAAACCAACUCCAAAGGAUAGCAAAGAAUACUUUGAAUCAGUGAAUUAAGCAUUAAACGUAACAUUUUAUACAAAGGCAGAUGUAUUGUAUCAUAAGUAAAAUAUUAAUAUGAAUCUCUUCAA